Molecule: messenger RNA, 22974 nt
Organism: Podarcis lilfordi (Lilford's wall lizard)
Lineage: Eukaryota; Metazoa; Chordata; Lepidosauria; Squamata; Lacertidae
Source: the annotation of a GenBank genome assembly
GUGGGAGGUGUGUUGUUGUGUGUGUGUGUUUUGUUCCUGCUUUUGAGGCUUAUCUCUACGCUCCAUCGUGAGAAUUCCCUUUGCAAAACCAGCCGCCGCCAGAGUUUUGCUCGGAGAGGAGGAGCUGCAGGAAGGAGGCCAGAAUUCAAGGUGCCCAAAAAUGUUGAUGGGGUGAUUUGGGCUUGGGUGGGGGUGGAGGGCUCCUAUCUCCCAUGUGGGGCUUGCAUUAUUUCGCAUUGUGAGAUACCCCUGCAAGUCAGGCCUGGCUGCGUGUGUGUCUUUGAAAGAGGACGGGACCAGUCCACAGAGCUGGAUCGUUGAAUUUUAGAGUUGAAAAGGACCCAAAAAGGGUUAUGCAGCCCAAGAAUUCAUGGAAGUUAAGGCUGUCAAAGGCUGCUAGCCAGGAUAAACGGCCGCAACUGGAGGCAGCCAGCAAGGCUGGAAACCACAGUGGGAACGGAGAGUCGCUCUUGCGCUCGGAUCCUGCUGGUGCGUUUCCUUGGGGCAGCUGAGAUAUGAUAUGAUCAUCUUUAUUGUCAUUGUCCCAUACAGAACAAUGAAAUUGAAAAAAAAAUCUACAUCUGCAUAAGACAUUCAAAACAAACAAGCCAGCUAUCCCAGCCUGGUUAGCCCCCUAAAAACUCUGAUACCCCAUAAUUAAAUACAAUAUACUCCCAUACAGACUCCUUAGGUAAGGUAAAGGGACCCCUGACCAUUAGGUCCAGUCGUGGCCGACUCUGGGGCUGCGGCGCUCAUCUCGCUUUACUGGCCGAGGGAGCCAGCGUACAGUUUCCAGGUCAUGUGGCCAGCAUGACGAAGCCGCUUCUGGUAAACCAGAGCAGCACACGGAAAUGCCGUUUACCUUCCCACCAGAGCUGUACCUAUUUAUCUAGCGGUACCUAUUUAUCUACUUGCACUUUGACGUGCUUUCGAACUGCUAGGUUGGCAGGAGCAGGAACCGAGCAACGGGAGCUCACCCCAUCGCGGGGAUUCGAACCGCUGACCUUCCGAUCGGCAAGUUCUAGGCUCUGUGGUUUAACCCACAGCGCCACCCGUGUCCCUCUACAGACUCCUUACAAUGUGUUUGAAACCAAAAUCACAUUAGGGUAGAAACUGUUUCUCAGGCGGCUAGUCCUAGUCAUUAUAACCCUGUACCUUCUUCCAAAGGCAGCAGCUGAAAGAGAUCAUUUCCGGGUUGCGCACUAUCCUGCGCUAUCUCUGCAGGUUUUUAUGGCACCUGGAAGCAUAGAUUUGAUCCAAGGUGGGAAGAGUGCACCCAAUUAUUCUCUCCGCAGUCUUUACAACCCUGGACAACAUUGUUUUUUCCCUGACCGUGCAGCUCCCAAACCACACAGAGAGGCUAUAAGUUAAUACGCUCUCCACAGUGCAAUGGUAAAAUGCCAUCAACAGGUCCUUUGAGAGAUUAUUUUUCCAGAGGGUUCUCAGAAAAUAUAACCUCUGCUGUGCUCUCUUCAUCAGGUCUUUGCUGUUUUCUCCCCAGGUUAGGUCAUCUCUCAACUCCAUUCCCAGAAAUCGAAACACCGAGACCACGCACUUCCCCUCAAUAAUAAGUGGCUGAAUAUUCAAUUUACAUUUCCUAAAGUCCACAAUAAUCUUUCUUGUUUUCUUUAAGUUAAGGAGUAAGUUGUUUUUCCUGCACUGCUCCCCCAACUGCUCAACUUCCUUCCUAUAGGCCGUCUCCACCUCUCCAGCCGUGAUUAAAACAACCACCGUUGUAUCAUCUGCAAACUUAAUGAUCUUAUUACUGGGGUAUUUGGGCAGCUAACUGUGAGAACAGGAUGCUGUACCAGAGGAGACCUUGGCCUGAUCCAGCAGUGCUUUUCUUGUGCUCCAAAAAUUAGAACGGAGAGCACACACACACACAAAGUCCUCUUUCAAACCGGCUACGGUGGUACGUUGUGGGGGGCGUUUGUUUUCAUAGAAUUGCAGAGUUGGAAGCGACCCCAAAGGUCCUCUAGCCCAAGCCGCUACAAUGCAGGAAUCUCUGCGAAAGCAUUUUAUUCCUUUUCAGGGGUUGGACACUGUGGGGAAAAGGAUGCUGGCCUAGGCAGUUCAUUGGCCUCUUCCUAUGUCCUUAUUCAUAUUUAUCGCCCUCUGGAGAGCCAGUGUGGUGUAGUGGUUAAGAGUGGUAGACUCGUAAUCUGGUGAACCGGGUUUGCGUCUCCACUCUUCCACAUGCAGCUGCUGGGUGACCUUGGGCCAGUCACACUUCUCUGAAGUCUCUCAGCCCCACUCACCUCACAGAGUGUUUGUUGUGGGGGAGGAAGGCAAGGAGAAUGUUAGCCGCUUUGAGACUCCUUUGCGUAGUGAUAAAGCGGGAUAUCAAAUCCAAACUCUUCUUCUUAUUAUUAUUCUAAUGGGCAUCGUCUUUUUCUGUUCUGUUUGUUUGAAUGCCUGAGCAUAAGAAGCGCAUGCUAGAUAAGGCUAAUGGUCAAUCUGUUAUAAACGGCCUUGGUCCUAUGUACCUAAAGGAGCAUCUCCACCCCCAUUGUUCAGCCCGGACACUGAGAUCCAACGCCGAGGGCCUUCUGGUGGUUCCGUCAUUGUGAGAAGUGAGGUUACAGGGAACCAGACAGAGGGCCUUCUCGGUAGUGGCACCUGCCGUGUGGAACACGCUCCCAUCAGAUGUCAAGGAAAUAAGCAGCUAUCUUAUUUUUAAAAGACAUCUGAAGGCAGCCCUGUCAAGGGAAGUUUUUAAUAUUCAAUGCUGUAUUGUUUUUAACACUCGAUUGGGAGCUGCCCAGAGUGGCUGGGGAAACUCAGCCAGAUGGGUGGGGUAUAAAUAAUAAAUUAUUAUUAUUAUAUUAUAUUAUUACACCAUCCACUUCAGGACCUGAGCACAGGAGCAACUCUCCCCCUCCUGUGGUUCUCCUGUGGGUAAACUGAAGUUCCUUCCUGCCUCCUGAAGCUAAAGUCUCAAGGAGCAAAAUAAACAGAAGCCACACCGCCUGAGUGGCAGUCGCUAGAAACUGCAGGAGGGGAGAGUUGCUCUCGCUUGCAGGUUUCCCACGAGGUUGGUCACUGUGAGAACAGGGUGCCAAACUAAAUGGGCCUUUGGCCUGGUCUUCUUUUCACGUCUCCUUCCUUGCUGAAUCCCCCCAAACCUAUUCCUCUUUGUCCCCUGUCCCGAGGGAGCCAUUUGUGGUUUAGGGGUUGGAGUACCAGACUAGGGCAGUGGCCCUCAAAAGACUGUGGCACGCCACCCUGGUGUGGCAGGAAGGUUCAGGGACAAUCAAAGAGACAUUUAAACACCUCAGUGUAGUAUAGUAUAGGGUUACCAGACGUCCCCAGUUCCCGGGGACAGUCCCCGGAUUUGCAAAUCUGUCCCUGGACAAAUUCCGUUCCCGGAAUGUCCCCAGAUUUGCAAAUCUGUCCCCGGGAAAUGUGGCAGCGGCAGCCUCAGCAGCCCGGAGCCAGCCUGGUAGCGCAGUUGGCUCUGGCUGGCUUCAGGAGUUGCUCGCUGCCAUGGCGCCCGCCAUUUUUCCUCGCCGGAAGUCCCCAUAUGAUGUGUCUUGUGCGCAUAUCAUGUGUCUCGUGCGAUCUGCCCCCUUCCCCCUUUGUUUUGACUGAUCGGGGGAGGCUCAGGAGUCACGGGCAGGCGGCGCACCGUUGCCCAGUUUCAUUAAAACUCUGUGCAUUUAUGUUUACAGGGUGCGAAAUAGGGACUUUGCACCUUUAUACAAUAUGCAUGUGUGCUUGGGCCCAGGGUCUUUUGCCUCACCAUCCCCACUAGUGACUCCCUGUUGCUACUCAGUUUAAAAAACAAACAAACAAACAGUGUCCCCGGAUUCAUUGAAAAAAAUCUGGUAACCAUAGUAUAGUAUCAAAAUGGUUUUUUAAAAUUUUAUUUGCAGAAUAUGGAUAGAUUUUCACGUUCUAGGCGUCGUUUCUUUGUUGUUUUCCAAUGCAUUUCUUAUCACUAAAAACAAAUGCGGUGUGGCGCAAGCAAGUUUUUAUUCUGAAAAGUGUGGCCCAGAGGGCGGGGGGGGGGGGGGAGUUUGAGAACCACUGUACUAGGACGUGGGAGAGACAAGGGUUCAAAUCCCCACUGGGUGAGCUUGGGGAACAGGAACGAUCUCUCAGCCUAGCCCACCUCCCAGGGUUGUUUUGAGGCUGCAAUGGAUGGGCAGGGGAGAGAACUGGGCAUGCCACCUGGAGCUCAUUGGAGCGGGGGGGGGUAAUAUUAAUGCAAUAAAUGACUGGAUGUUGUUUUUAACCAUCCACCCCUUCUUCCCAUUCCAGCCUGCCCCCACCGCAUCCCAAUUCAUGCGGGGGCGGGGGAAGCACUGACCCCUUUGUGCUCUAAGAGGGAGGAUCCCACGGAGGAGGGAUCCCUGCAAGGAUGCAAUUGUGGCGGGGGGGGGGGGCGGAGAAAUGAUGCAUUUUGCAGAAGCUCCAAGCCUUAAAUGGGGUUUCAUUCGUCUCCAAGGCGCAGUUCCUGAACGCAGGACGCUUUGCCAGCCUGGCGGUCCAACCCUCCCUCCCCCCCCCGCCAGAUGUAUCGAGACUACAACUCCCACCAGCCCACGGGGUGCAAGAAAGACUGACACGUGGCUCUCCCCUCCCAUUUCCUGCAAAAACCUCCUUCCUUUUCCGCGCGGAACCCCCGCCCUGCCUAGCAACUGCUGACGCGGGCCAAAGGGCGUCUUUUCCCCAUUGGCUGAAGGUCCUCUUUUUCCGCGCGCAGGUUUCCGCGGCUGGUCCCUGCUUCCCAUCCUCCGCGCAGGUAAGUGGAUGGAUGGAUGGAUAGAAAGAAAGAAAGAGAGAUGCAGGGACAUUUGGAGAUUCAGGUCCAUUGCACGCGCAGGGGGGUGGUUCCUUUGCUCUUUUUGGUGGGGGUGGGGUUGAGUUUUUCCGGUGGGGGCUGAACUCCCCUAUUUGCAAGACAGGAUUCGCACCCAGGCCCUAAGGUGGGGAGAAAGGGGUUUCCCCCCAGGCCCCCCCACGGCAUGAUGCAGUUUUGGGGGUACCCUGUGUGCAAAGGGGGGGAAUGGGAUCUAAAUGCAAUGAAUGAAUAAAAUGGGGGGUUCGGUGUCAGUGGACUCCCAAGGGCUGCAGGGCUGCAGGCACUAAGAGGAAAGAGGUCAUUAGAUCAGAAUCGUAGAGUUGGAAGGAAGGGACGCCUGGCGGUCAUCUAGUCCAACCCCCCUGAAAUGCAGGAAUCUUUUCCCCAACGUGGGCCGACCCAGAAAUGGAGAGUCUCAUAUUCUCCCAGCUGAACUAUCUCAGAGUACAGUGGCAGGAGGGGAAAGCAAGGCAGGAAUGCAAGGAGCGGGUCACAAACGCUCUGCUGUUUAUUUAUGGAUGUCUCAGUACUUUAAUACUUAGAUCCUGUUGUCCUAUUGUGUAUUUUACUCAUGGAUAAGCUUGCAUCUUAAAUGUCUGUGUUUCGCAAACCGCUUGGAAGCCUCUUUACACAUUAAAGCGAUAUAUGAAGAUCCCGGGUCCCAAGGAGAUUAGACUGACCUUGACCAGAGCCAGGGCCUUUUCGGCUGUGGCCCCAGCCUGGUGGAAUGCUCUCCCACAAGAGACCAGGGCCCUGCGGGAUUUGAUACCUUUCCGCAGGGACUGCAAGACGGAGCUGUUCAUAGAAUCAUAGAAUCAUAGAGUUGGAAGAGACCACAAGGGCCAUCGAGUCCAACCCCCUGCCAAGCAGGAAACACCAUCAGAGCACUCCUGACAUGUUGUCAAUCCUCUGCUUAAAGACCUCCAAAGAAGGAGACUCCACCACACUCCUUGGCAGCAAAUUCCACUGUCGAACAGCUCUUACUGUCAGGAAGUUCUUCCUAAUGUUUAGGUGGAAUCUUCUUUCUUGUAGUUUGGAUCCAUUGCUCCGUGUCCGCUUCUCUGGAGCAGCAGAAAACAACCUUUCUCCCUCCUCUAUGUGACAUCCUUUUAUAUAUUGGAACAUGGCUAUCAUAUCACCCCUUAACCUCCUCUUCUCCAGGCUAAACAUGCCCAGCUCCCUUAGCCGUUCCUCAUAAGGCAUCGUUUCCAGGCCUUUGACCAUUUUGGUUGCCCUCCUCUGGACACGUUCCAGUUUGUCAGUGUCCUUCUUGAACUGUGGUGCCCAGAACUGGACACAGUACUCCAGGUGAGGUCUGACCAGAGCAGAAUACAGUGGCACUAUUACUUCCCUUGAUCUAGAUGCUAUACUCCUAUUGAUGCAGCCCAGAAUUGCAUUGGCUUUUUUAGCUGCCGCGUCACACUGUUGGCUCAUGUCAAGUUUGUGGUCAACCAAGACUCCUAGAUCCUUUUCACAUGUACUGCUCUCAAGCCAGGUGUCACCCAUCUUGUAUUUGUGCCUCUCAUUUUGUUCCGCCAGGCCAAACACAUAGAAGUUACAUGUGCUCUUGUUACAGUAGCUCUUGUUAGCUACUGUUGAUUUUCAUUUUCUGAAUAUGUUCUAAAUACAGACAGGCCCCUUCUCUUUCUGUAUAAGAACAAGCAUUAAAGAGGCCUCCUGGCCUGCUCACAGGUCCUUUAUAAGACCAGUGGUAACAUUUGGCCCUGGAGAAUAUUAACCACUCUUAAUUUUACCUGUGGACUGCCAUCUGUCCAGAUUUUAAUUUGCUCUGAACUAAUUUUAAGAUGCAUUUUAAUUAAUUGAUUGCCUUUUUAUGUUCUUAUGUUUUUUCUAUAAUGUGUUAGUUUGAUGAUGUUAGCUGACCUGAGCCCAGCUCCGGCCGGGGAGGGAUGAUGAUGAUGAAUGGAUAUUCAUUUCGCAGGACCAUAGAAUUGUAGAGUUGGGGGGGGACUCUGAGGUCAUCCAGUCCAACCCCCUGCGAUGCCAAAAUAUGUGUGUGUGUGCGUGCGCAUGUGCGUGUGCAUCCCACUUUUUCUGUCUUUCUGUUUGAUAACUCCUUAUUAGGCAAGUUGCAAAACUCUGAAACUGAGAACCUUCGGGAAUUGCCAUCAGAAAUCUCACAAUGCAUGCAGUUAAGAACCCAUAGUUAAUUGAUGCCUGUUUUUUAUUUUUAUCGCACGGUUUUAUGUUUCGUUGCUCUAAACCUCUUUGAUCUUUUCUUUUACAACAUGGAGGGCAUAUAUAUAUUUUUAUAAAUAAAAAAAGGGGGGCGUGGGUGGCUCUGUGGGUUAAACCACAGAGCCUAGGACUUGCCGAUCAAAAGGUCAGUGGUUCAAAUCCCCGCGAUGGGGUGAGCUCCUGUUGCUCGGUCCCCGCUCCUGCCAACCUAGCAGUUCGAAAGCACAUCAAAGUGCAAGUAGAUAAAUAGGUACCGCUCCGGCCAGAAGGUAAACGGCGUUUUCAUGCGCUGCUCUGGUUCGCCAGAAGCGGCUUAGUCAUGCUGGCCUCAUGACCCGGAAGCUGUACGCCGGCUCCCUCGGCCAAUAAAGCAAGAUGAGCGCCGCAACCUCAGAGUCGUCUGUGACUGGACCUAACGGUCAGGGGUACCUUUACCUUUUAUAGAUAAAAAAUGAAUAAAUAUAACAAAAUAUUCAGGGGGGAAACACCUUUUGAAACACAUGCGUUCUCUCCCCUUAACAGCUUGGAACCAGUUGACUUACAGGAUCGCCAUACCCCCUUUAUGUUUGGAUUUGAUAUCCCGCUUUAUCACUACCCGAAGGAGUCUCAAAGCGGCUAGCAAUCUCCUUUCCCUUCCUCUCCCACAACAAACACUCUGUGAGGUGAGUGGGGCUGAGAGACUUCAGAGAAGUGUGACUAGCCCAAGGUCGCCCAGCAGCUGCGUGUGGAGGAGCGGAGACGCGAACCCGGUUCACCAGAUUACGUGUCCACCGCUCUUAGCCAGUGCACCACACUGGCUCUCCUACUUGUCCCUACUUGACCACUCCAAUCUGAGGGACUGGCACCGUGCCCACAUAUUACUCACUCUGCACUUUUUCCUGGUGCGAAAAGGGGGGGGCAGCUUUGAGCCAUCCCCUGGGGGGAAACCUUACUUUCUGCAGGUCGUUGUGGAGCUGUUGUUUUAAUGUGGCAACACCCUGACUGUUGACAUCAGUCAUUUGCACGCUUUCUAGGGCCCGAUUAAAACAUUUUUCGUUUAGGCAAGCCCUACCCAAACACAUAGAAGUUACAUGUGCUUUAUCUCUUGUUAGCUACUGUUGAUUUUAAUUUUCUGAAUAUAUUCGAAAUGCAAGCAGGCCCCUAAUUUUUUUUUUUAGGGGGGUGCUACAUUCUUGGCUCCUGUUCGCAUCAGCAGAGCGCACCAAACCCCACCCUGUUUUGUCCCUGUUCUGCCCUCUUCUGUGUACAAAACGAUCCCGGUCGCACAUCAACUGAGCAUGUGAAAAAUGCUUACUGACUCGACUUUAUUUCAAUUUUCUAUUCAUAAUUUUAAUGCUUUAUAUCAGGGUGGAUAAAAAAAUCAAUGUGUGUUUUUUAAAAAUAUAUAUCAGAUUUUUAAAUUUUAAAUUGUAUUUUUAAAAUAAAAUGCUUUUGGAGGAAAAAUCAUUCUAAAGAUAGUUAAACAGAAAACUAUCUCUAGAAUGAUUUUUCCUCCAAAGGCAUUUUAUUUAAAAAAUCCAAUUCAAAUUUUAAAAAUCAGAUUUUUAAAAAAGAUCAUAUUCAAAUCAUAGAAUAUAAGUUACAUUAUAUUCCAAAGGCUAUUCAUCAGGAAAUAAGGAUUUGUUUAAGUUUUUCAUGUGUGCUAAAACUCAGUCUAUGGUUCUUGUUUUUUUAAAAAAUUGUUUAACUACAUCGGUUAACAAACAUGGAUACAUAUGCUAUAAUGUUAUUGUUUCAGUUUAAUAAAUUGUUUAAAUUGUUAUUAAGGAAAUGAUUCUUUUUCUCCGUCCAAUAAAGUACAGCAGAAAAGUUGUCCAACUAUAAACAGUUAACUUAUUAAACCUCACAAUAAUUUCAUAAUGUAUGUAUUACCAAAUCAGUAAUUUUUGAUAUAACUGUAAAAACUCCUGAAAAUUUAUUAUUCCAAAAAUGAAACCUUCAUCUGGUUGUAAAUAUUAAGAUCAUACCACCAAGAAUGAGUCUGUCUGUAAAAAAAUGAUUUAAAUCAAGUCUUACUGACUAGAGAUUUAAAUCGUGAUUUAAAUCAAAUCCCCCCCACUUUAUUUUAUAUUUCUGAAAACCACGUAGAGGGCUUCCCUCGUAUAUGUUUCUAUUUAUUUUUAUAGACAACAAACCAGUUGCAGAAAAAAGAAAUGAAAGAAAAAUUUGUUGUUUUUAUUUUUUUAACAAAAUUAUGUCAGUUGUCACAAUGGCAAAUAAAGAAGCAUAAGAUUCAGCUAUGCAAUUUUCUGAGUCAAUAAUAUAAUAUACCAAGGGGAGAGGGAUGCUUAGUAUAUAAUUACAAAGGGUUCCAAGGUCUAAAUUAAAACAACUGCCCCCCUUUUUUUGUAAAGAAAAGAAAAAUAGCCUUGAGCUGUACUGAAUCAAGAUGCUUUCAUAGACUUGUGGUACCUGACAGUUCUCAGCUAUUUUUAUGCCCGUGGGGUAGGGUGGUUUUCUUAAAAUCAGAAUACAUAUUGAUUUUAUUAAUAAAUGCAGUAACUUUCUGUGCCGAUGAAAACGGCAUCCUUAAGAAAAACAGGUAAGCAAAAGGCAACAGAGCAAGUUGGUCUGAAACCCCCAAACUUUUACAUCAGUGGUUCCCAAGGUAGGUGGCACUGCCCGCCCCCCUGGUGGGCAAUAGUGCCACCUGGGCGGGCACUAAGAGGAAAGGGAACACUGGAGGUAUAAGGUAUGCGGCCCAGGACCCACGGGACCGCCUCUCCUGGUAUGCCCCACGGAGGACCUUAAGGUCCACAAAUAACAACACUUUGGAGGUCCCAAGUCGCAAGGUGGUUAGAUUGGUUUCAGCUAGGGCCCAGGGCCUUUUCAGUACUGGCCCCGACUUGGUGGAACGCUCUGUCACAAGAGACCAGGCCCCUGCGGGACUUGACAUCUUUCCGCAGGGCCUGCAAGACAGAGCUGUUCCGCCCGGCCUUUGGUUUGGACUCAGUGAAAAAAAGACAGUCAUGGAACCAAGAAAUUACACAAAACAAAAGAAUUGCCAUGGAAAUCCUUGAAACGAGAAGUAAUCUAUAGAAUUGAAUUAAAUAACAAAAAUUUAAAAAAUUAAGGAAAAGUUAACCUAGAAUUAAACAAAUGAGAUGCUGGCUACAAAACUCGUUUCACUGAGCUAAUUAGUUUCCUCAGAAGGAAAUAAAGAAAUUAUAAACCUUAAAUGAUUUUAAGUGAUAUCAAACAAACUCAAGAGCAGGGCUGAAAUGCUUCCUUGAGUUUACAAAAAAGGUAUAAAAACCUCAGUGACAAGUUUCAAACAUAGCCCUAUUUAAGAGAACAUUAUAAACCUUAACCUGCGUCUGCGCAUGCGUGGGUUGCGAUCCGGCGGUUCUGCGCAUGCGCGACAGACGAAGCCCGGAAGUAACCCGUUCCAGUGCUUCCAGGAUUAGGUGGUCCAUAACCCAAAAAAAUGCAACCGGAAGUGGCUGUAACCCGAGGUAUGACUGUAGUUGUUUAUCUCUUUGACAUCUGAUGGGAGGGCAUUCCACAGGGCGGGCGCCACUACCGAGAAGGCCCUGUGCCUGGUUCCCUGUAGCUUUGCUUCUCGCAGUGAGGGAACCGCCAGAAGGCCCUCGGCGCUGGAUGGCCAGGUUGAGACUUUAUAAUUGGAACCGGGAGAGUGGGAGCCCGGAAAGGUUUGGGAACCACUGUUUUGCCUCUCUCUAAUCCCACCCCCACCUUUUGCAGCUUCUUGGCUUUCAAUACCGCACAUCCCAGCUGUUUGCCUUUGGCCUUUUUGGAACCAGAUGCAGAGCACGGAUUAAAGGGAAGUCCUGAAACACAAAGGGGCCACAAGAUCAGGAACCGUGGAGGAUUCUGGGAAAGAACCAUGCAGAAGAUUCCAGGCAAUGACAACACCAGCUCGGGCGCUGAGUGUCAGCGCUUCAGGGAGUUUGGCUACCAGGAGGCCGGGGGACCCCGAGAGGUUUGCAGCCGACUCCACAGUCUCUGCCGUCGGUGGCUGAAGCCAGAAAGGCUCACCAAGGCCCAGAUCCUGGACCUGGUGGUCUUGGAGCAGUUCCUGGCUGUCCUCCCCCCGCAGAUGGAGAACUGGGUCAGGGAGUGCGGAGUGGAGACCAGCUCCCAGGCGGUGGCCCUGGCCGAAGGCUUCCUCCUGAGCCAGGAGGAGGGGAAGAAGCGGAAACAGGUAAGAGGGUGUUUCAUCCUAGUUGUACAAAGGAAACACAGGAAUGCCUUAGGCUAGUUAGUUCACUGAUGUGUCUAGCCUAGUAUUGUCGACACUGGCAGGCAGUGAUUUCAGGCAGGGAGUCCUUUCCAGCUCUUCAUAGGGCUGGGCUGUUGAAUGGUUUCUUAAUAUUAAGGUACAUUAUUGUUUCACAAGAUGUGUAUCUCUUUAAAGGACAGAGUAAAUAUCAUGACCUAGUUUUACAGCAGUAUAGAAGGUGCUGUUAAGUUGUGUGAAUUAAGCUGUGUCAGCAAUUGGGUAUAGUAUAUAAAGAGCAGUGUGUACCUCUCUCAGUACCCUGGUGAAUGGGUCAUACUUAAUAGAUUUAAUGUAAGAGGAGUUUUUGUUAUUAAACCCAAGCAAAAUACAGUGGUGCCUCGCAAGACGAAAAGAAUCCGUUCUGGGAGUCUCUUCGUCUAGCGGUUUUUUCGUCUUGCGAAGCAAGCCCAUUGAUGGGAUUAGCGGAUUAGCGCUAUUAGCGCUAUUAGCGGCUUUUAGCGGCUUUUAGCAGCUUAUCAGCUUAUCGGAUAAGCAGAUAAGCGGCUUAGCGACUUAGAAAAAGAGGGGAAAAGGAAAAAACAACCCAGGAACUCGCAAGACAUUUUCGUCUUGCGAAGCAAGCCCAUAGCAGAUUCGUUUUGCGAGGCACCUCCAAAACGGAAAACUCUUUCGUCUAGCGAGUUUUCCGUCUUGCGAGGCAUUCGUCUUGCGGGGCACCACUGUAUAUUUUUGCGUUUCUUCAUUGUUUCCUGAACGUGCGAUCUCCCCAGCACGCUUUUCGCAGUGCAAUUAAUCUGCUAAAUACGCAACAUGGGCGAUACAGCAAUAUAUCACCCAAAACUGGUUUUUUGACCUGGCAAUACAUCAUGACAUUCACGAUGUGUGUGUGUGUAUGUGUGCUAUGCAAAAACCAUGACGUGGGGGAAAGUUGAAGCCAGCUGAAGUCUCUACAUAGCUCCAUCCUUAUUUCAGACAUUGUGAUACAUCCGUGUUAUAUCAUGGUGUUUAGCUGGCGAUAUACAGGUGAAACUCGAAAAAUUAGAAUAUCGUGGAAAAGUUCAUUUAUUUCAGUAAUUCAACUUAAAAGGUGAAACUAAUAUAUGAGAUAGACUCAUGACAUGCAAAGCGAGAUACGUCAAGCCUUUAUUUGUUAUAAUUGUGAUGAUUAUAGCAUACAGCUGAUGAAAACCCCAAAUUAACAAUCUCAGAAGAUUAGAAUAUUGUGGAAAGGUGCAGUAGCUAUUCAAUCCAUAACACCUGCAAUGAGUUCCUGAGCCUUUCAGUGGUCUCUCAGUCUGGUUCGGAGGUAGUAAUUGAUGCAAAAGGGGCCCAAACCAAGUACUGAGUACAUAUGCAUGCUUCUACUUCUCAGAGGUCCAAUAUUGCUCUAUUUGCAAUCCUUGUUUUGCUGAUUUCAUUUAAUAUUCUAAUUUUCUGAGAUUGUUAAUUUGGGGUUUUCAUCAGCUGUAAGUUGAAUUACUGAAAUAAAUAAACUUUUCCACGAUAUUCUAAUUUUUCGAGUUUCACCUAUAUCACCAAUAUAUCAUGAUGCACUUUUAGGCACCGGGCAAAAACAUUCCUCUUUGGCUGAUUGACAUCCAGUGCCCUUUAAAAAUUGUGUUGGGGAGAUUAUUGGGUUGUUCUUGUUUUUAUUAUGUAUUUUGUGUUUUUAUGUUGUGAACCACCCUGAGACCUGCGGGCAUUUUUAAAACUAUUUUUAAAAAUGAGAGGAGAGGCUGUCUUAGUACUGUGGGUUACCGUAUUUUUUGCUCUAUAAGACUCACUUUUUCCCUCCUAAAAAGUAAGGGGAAAUGUGUGUGCGUCUUAUGGAGCGAAUGCAGGCUGCACAGCUGUCACAGAAGCCAGAACAGCAAGAGGGAUUGCUGCUUUCACUGCGCAGCGAUCCCUCUUGCUGUUCUGGCUUCUGAGAUUCAGAAUAUUUUUUUUCUUGUUUUCCUCCUCCAAAAACUAGGUGCGUCUUGUGGUCUGGUGAGUCUUACAGAGUGAAAAAUACGGUAAUUCACAGGCCAGACAGUGAUGGCCUUCACAUAAACCGUUUCUUAAUCCCUUUCUCUGUCCCUUGUCUGGGAUCCUUAUAAUUCCGUUUCAGGUGGAAGAAAUGGUGGCAGACCCAGCUACCAACUUGGCAGAGGCAGAGGCAGCCCCUUCGGCCACAACACUGAGGCCGCCUUACAGGUGGAUCGUGCAGGAGGGCAGUGGAGGUGCCACCUUGCUGGGUAAGGACCACGACAGGGCCCAGUUCAACUUGGCCUCCUCUUCCACCUCAGUUGCUUUCAUUCUACUGUGUCAGGGAAUGGUCUGAAUCAGAGGAUUGGGGAAUGCAUUCUCAGGCAGAUCAGCUCCUCUUUGAAGAGGAGCCAGUGAAGAUCCUUUAGGACCAGUGUUAUAUGGUCCCAGCAGCCACUCCCAGGCACCAGUCUAGCUGCCGCGUUCUGGAUUAGUUACAGUUUCCGGGUCACCUUCAAAGGUAGCCCCACAUAGAACAUGUUGCAGUAGUCCAAGUGGGAGAUGACGAGAGCAUGUACCACUCUGGCGAGACAGUCCACAAGCAGGGUCUCAGCCUGCGUUGGACGCUCAGUGGAGGUGAAUGUUCGAAGAUUCAGGACACAUAAAAGAAAAUAUUUCUUCAUGGAGCUAAACUAUGGAACUCGGUCCCACAGGAAACCGUGAUGGCGACCAACUCUGAUGGCUUUCAAAGAGGAUUAGACAAUUAGGGGGAAAGGGCCAUCAAUGGCUACUAGCCAGGAUAGCUUUGCCCUGCCUCCACAAUCAGAGGCAGAAAUGCUUCUGAAUAUCAAUUGCUGGAAACCACAGGAAGGGAGAGUGUUCUUUUGCUGGACUAGACAGGACAGUAGCCUGGUCCAGGAAGCUCAUCUUAAGUUGUUAGGACUUUUCGGUGUGCGUAGAAAUUGGACACCACUUCAACAAGCAAAGAAAAUGGUUUCCAGAUGACUAUUGGAGGUGUAAGGAACCUUCAGGCCUCCAGAUGUUGGUGAACUUUCAUCGACCCCUGCCCAUUGGCCAUGCUUACUGCUGGGCCUCAUGGGAGCUGUAGUGCAGCAGCAUCUUGUUGUUUAUUCGUCUGGUCGUGUCCGACUCUUCGUGACCCCAUGGACCAGAGCACCAGGCACUCCUGUCUUCCACUGCCUCCCGCAGUUUGGUCAAACUCAUGCUGGUAGCUUCGAGAACACUGUCCCACCAUCUCGUCCUCUGUUGUUCCCUUCUCCUUGCGCCCUCCAUCUUUCCCAGCAUCAGGGUCUUUUCCAGGGAGUCUUCUCUUCUCAUGAGGGGGCCAAAGUCUUGGAGCCUCAGCUUCAGGAUCUGUCCUUCCAGUGAGCACUCAGGGCUGAUUUCCUUCAGAAUGGAGAGGUUUGAUCUUCUUGCAGUCCAUGGGACUCUCAAGAGUCUCCUCCAGCACCAUAGUUCAAAAGCAUCAAUUCUUCGGCGAGCAGCCUUCUUUAUGGUCCAGCUCUCACUUCCAUACAUCACUACUGGGAAAACCAUGGCUUUUACUAUACGGACCUUUGUCGGCAACGUGAUCUCUCUACUUUUUAAGUUGCUGCUCAGCAGCAUAUGGGAAGCCAAAUGUUCACCUUCUGCAGAGGUAGCAGGCUGGUGUGCUCGACCCUAGAAGGGUGGAGAAAACCAUAACAGAGGAGGCCCUUUGACCUACCAUAAAUGGUGGUCAUGAAGCAAGGUCUUUUCAGGUGGCUUUAGGGAGUGGCAAAGGGCACUGGGGAGAAAGCGACUCUUUGGGGUGUGCAAGUCCCAGGCUAGGGGAGGUCCUUGAAUUGGGUCCAGAAGGGAACAGGGAACAGAAAGAAUUAUGAACAAAAAAGGGAAGGGUUUUAAAAACCAAUGGACUAUGUGGAAAUGGCAAAGAUGAUAGCAAAGGAAGUGAUCAAGUAAUGAAUUUUAUAUGGAAGAAUGAGAGCCUUAGUCAGACAAUUUAGAAAAUAUCAUAUAUUAAAUGGAAUCGCAGCAGGAUUAAAAUAAAUGCAGCAGAAGGGAAAUGGUUGUGAUUGUAAUGAAAAAAUGUGGAAUAGAUAAAACAUAUCAUGGAAAGGUGGGAAUGAAAACACUAAGGAAGAAGGGUGGGAAGUCAACUUUUAAAUGUGUAUAAAAUAUGAUUUUACUUUGUUUUUUAAAAUGUAAAAUUCAGUAACAAUUAAUUGGCAAGAAGGUAACAGGAUUAAGCAUCUCCACGUCUUCUUUUCUCCCCCCCAGGAAGUGGCAGAACCCUGGGAAUUUCUCCUGCGGUUGGUGGAGGGGAAGGAGUUGCUGUCCAGUCAAAUAAGGUAAUAAAAGCUCAAUGCUUGGAAUUCCCAAAGUGGUGAAAGAAAGUGCUUAGGCACCAGCAUAUAGUUACAGCAGGCGUAAGCAAACUCGGCCCUCCAGAUGUUUUGGGACUACAGUUCCCAUCAUCCCUGACCACUGGUCCUGUUAGUUAGGGAUGAUGGGAGUUGUAGUCCCAAAAGAUCUGGAGGGCCGAGUUUGCCUAUGCCUGAGUUACAGGAUUCGCUCCAACGAGUUGCCGUGAUGGCUGCCAACUUUAAAAGGGGGUUAGACAGACUCAUGGAGGGAGAAGGCUCUGCUUGGCCUCCAGCCACAAUAUCUUUGCUCUGCCUUCACAGUCCAAGCAAUUCAGAUGCCUCUGAAUAAUCCCAGUUGCCAGGAGGGAAGAGUGUUGCUGCUCCUGUUGCUCUCAGGUCCUCCUUGCUUCUCUUCUUUUUAUAUUGGGCGUCUGUUUGGCCACUGUUCUAACCAAUAUUGUUAGCUAAGUGGGCUUUGAUGGCACCCAACUCUAUCUGUUGAUGGACGGCCAUCCUGACUCAGCCCCAGACACACUGAUCAGAUGUUUGGAAACUCUGGCUGGAUGGUUACGUGGGAGCCGGUUGAAGUUAAAUCCUUCGAAGACAGAGGUCCUCUGGCUGGGACGGGACGAUAUGGGAUUGGGGGGGCAACUCCCAUCUCUUGUGGGGGUGCAAUUAGUGCCAGCACCGUCCGUUAAGAGUUUGGGUGUAAUCUUCGACACCUCCCUUUCCAUGGAGGCGCAGAUUGUAGCUAUAACAAAGGCGGCAUUUUUUCAUCUCUGCCAAGCAGUUGGCUCCUUACCUCUCUCACCUCUCCUUACCUCUCUCACCCUGACCUAGCCACUGUGAUCCACACGACGGUCACCUCCAGACUGGAUUAUUGUAACUCAUUCUACGUGGGGCUGCCCUUGAGACUGACCCAGAAACUCCAGCAGGUGCAGAAUGCUGCAGCGAGACUCCUUACAGGGUCUUCGCUGCGAGAUCAUAUUCACCUGGUGCUAUACCAGCUGCACUGGCUCCCGGUGGAGUAUAGGAUCAGGUUUAAGGUGCUGGUUCUAACCUUCAAAGCCCUAUACAGCCUAGGACCCUCGUACCUAUGGGACCGCCUCUCCUGGUAUGUCCCACAGAGGAAUUUAUGGUCUUCAGACAAAAACAUCUUGAAGGUCCCAGGCCACAGAGAGGUUAGGCUGGCCUCAACCAGAGCCAGGGCUUUUUCGGCCGUGGCCCCGAUCUGGUGGAACGCUCUGUCACAAGAGACUAGGGCCCUGUGGGACUUGACAUCUUUCCGCAGGGCCUGCAGAACAGAGCUGUUCCACGAGGCCUUUGGCCAAGACACAGCCUGACUCCCUCCUUUGGCAAUCCUCACAGAACUUCUAGCCCAAUGGUUGCCAUUAAUUUGAUUGGAAUUAAUUUGAUAAUGAAAUGAUUUUAGAAUGUUUUAUCGUCUUACUGUUGUUAGCCGCUCUGAGCUUGGCUUUGGCUGGGGAGGGCGGGAUAUAAAUAAAAUUUAUUAUUUAUGAUUAUUAUUAUUUGAAUGCUUUUCACGCUCCAGGAGAACCGUCAGACAUGUUCUCUUUCUUGAUGGGUCCUCCUUUUUGGAUUACCUAGACGGACAAGCUGCCUUCUCUUCUUUAUUCUAGGCUCCGAUGAACUUUGACGAGGUGGGUGUCUACUUCACAGAGGAGGAGUGGGAUCUGCUGGAUCCGGCCCAGAGAGCUUUGCACGGGGAAGUCAUGGAGGAGAACUGGGGGAACCUGGAGUCUGUCGGUAAGGCUCCCUCUCUGCCUUGUGUGGCGGACGCUGGAGGUUGAAAUUUUGAUUGAGGUCCUUUUAUUGAAUGAUAUCCUCUUCUUUUCUGGGGUUCCCUCUGAGGGAGUGAGAGAUGCCUCCAGACGUACCUUUUUAAGUCUUGAGAAUGUUGAAUGUUUUGAUGUUUUAUGGCUCUUUGUGCGCCUAUGUAACAUGCCUUCGAAUUCUGCUCAGAGCAGACUUUUGGCUUAACUGGAGGUUCUGCAAACCUCCAGCACAAUUCCGAGCACAAUUCAAAGUGUUGGUGCUGACCUUUAAAGCCCUAAACGGCCUCGGUCCAGUAUACCUGAAGGAGCGUCUCCACCCCCAUCGUUCUGCCCAGACACUGAGGUCCAGCACCGAGGGCCUUCUGGAGGUUCCCUCCCUGCAAGAAGCCAAGUUACAGGGAACCAGGCAGAGGGCCUUCUCGGUAGUGGCACCCACCCUGUGGAACACCCUCCCACCAGAUGCCAAAGAGAGGUCAACUACCAGACUUUUAGAAGACAUCUGAAGGCAGCCCUUUUUAGGGAAGCUUUUAAUGUUUGAUGCAUUACUGUAUUUUAAUAUUUUGUUGGAAGCCACCCAGAGUGGCUGGGGAAGCCCAGCCAGAUGGGUGGGGUAUAAAUAAUUUAUUAUUAUUAUUAUUAUUAUUACUUGGAUCCCUAACUGGAUACUGGACUCUCUUUUAUUCCUUGGCUUCAUGUUUUGUUUCAGUUGUUUCCCCUUGCCUGGGAGAUGAACCAAGUGGUUGAGAAGUAAAUUCUUCCCACGCAGAUACCUGUCCAACAUCUUCACAGCCUCUCCCAAUUCCAAAGGAAUUGAAAGAUGGAGCUGUGUACCGGCAUCAUGCUCCAAAUUGCCGGAUGACCACUCCCAACAGUUUCAUAUAGGUGUUAAACAGCAUAGGAGACAGAAUGAAUCAUGGUGGGACCCUGCAGCCCCCAAACCAUGGAGCAUAGCAACAGUCUCCUAGUGCUAUUUCCUGGUAGCCACCCUGCAGGUAGGAGUGAAACCAUUAUAAGACAGGACCUCCAUCUGGUACCCCCUUGAGCCACUCCAGAAGAACACCACGGUCAGUGGUUUCAAAAGUCAUUGGUGGGUCAAGGAAAGCCAACAGGGUUCCACCCAUCCUUCAAUCCCAAGAAAGGUUCUUCCUCAGACAACCAAGGCUGUGUCAGAGCCAACACUGGGCCUGAAACCAGACUGAAAUGUAUCUGGACCAUCUUGUUCCUUCAGGGAAGGAACCAGGUACAGGGGACCAGGCAGAGGGCCUUCUCAGUAGUGGCCCUGUGGAACACCCUUCCAUCAGAUGUCAAAGAGGUGAUAUGACAUUUAGAAGACAUCUGAAGGCGGUUUAGGGAAGCUUUUCAAUGUGUAAUAAUAAUAAUAAUUUAUUAUUUAUACCCCGCGCAGCCACUCUGGGCGGCUUCCAACAAAAUACUAAAAUACAGCAAUGCAUCAAACAUUAAAAACUUCCCUAAAGAGGGCUGCCUUCAGGUGUCUUCUAAAAGUCUGGUAGUUGUCGUUCUCUUUGACAUCUGGUGGGAGGGCGUUCCACAGGGCGGGUGCCACUACCGAGAAGGCCCUCUGCCUGGUUCCCUGUAACAUGGCUUCUCGCAGUAAGGGAACCACCAGAAGGCCCUCGGCGCUGGACCUCAGUGUCCAGGUAGAACGAUGGGGGUGGAGACGCUCCUUUAGAUAAUACUGGACCGAGGCUGUCCAAUAUUUUAUUUUGUUUCUAUAUAUGUUGGAAGCCGCUCAGAGUGGCUGGGGCAACCUAGUCAGGUGGGCAGGGUACAAUUAUUAUUAUUAUUAUUAUUAUUAUUAUUAUUAUUAGCAACUCUUCUUUAUGUCUACUUUCCUCUCUUUGUUACAGCAGGUGUUGAAUGGGAGAGUGAGACUGAGGGCGAAGCACACAGCACGUCCUUGGAAGGAGUUGGGUGUAUAGACGGGAAAGCUCAGAGAAGGGAAAUGGAACCAGAAGAGGAGGACAACUCCUUUGCUUCUCAGUGUAGCGACUUGUGUGAAAUCCCAGCCGAAGACCAAGAGAAGAAAAGUAUUCAGUGCAGUGUGUGCGAGGAAAGCUUUAGUUGUGAAUCAAACCUUAAUACUCACAUGAGAAUCCACAUGGAGGAGAAAGCGUAUAAAUGCCCGGUCUGUGAGAAGAGCUUCAGCUGUAGUGCACAUGUUAGUGAACAUCUAACAGUCCACAUAGCAGAGAAGCCAUAUCAGUGCUGGGACUGUGGACAGAGCUUCCAGCACAGCACGAGUUUUACACGGCACUUGACGAUCCAUACUGGGGUGAAACCGUAUAACUGCUCCGAGUGUGGAAAGAGCUUCCGCCUGAGGGCGUAUCUUACUUCACAUCAGAAACUCCAUACGGGGGAUAGACCAUAUGACUGCUCAAAGUGUGGGAAGAGUUUUGUUAGCAGCGCACACCUUCGGUCGCAUCAGAGAAUCCACACCGAGGAAAAGACUUACAAAUGUUUGGAGUGCGGAAAGAGCUUCAGGCAGCGGAUACACCUUAGCUCACAUCAGAUAAUCCACACAGGGGAGAAGCCACACAAAUGCUCCGAGUGUGGAAAGUGCUUCACUCACUGCAAAAGCCUCACACGGCAUCUCCUCACCAUCCACACAGGCGAGAAGCCUUACAAAUGUUCAGAGUGUGGAAAGAGCUUCAACCACAGCAUGAACCUUAAGUUACAUCAGAGAAUCCAUACAGGGGAGAAGCCGUAUGAGUGCUUGGAGUGCGGGAAGAGCUUCAGCUGGAGGACCUCGUUUACUUCGCAUCAAAAGAUCCACAUGGGGAUGAAGCCAUAUAAGUGCUCCGAAUGUGGAAGGAGCUUCCGUAACCACAUCAGCUGCAUACGUCAUCAAAGUGUGCACACCGGAGAGAAGCCGUACACAUGCUCAGAGUGUGGGAAGAGUUUCAGUCACAACUCUAGCCUUACCGAACAUCAGAAAAUCCACACGGGGGUGAGGCCAUAUAUAUGCUCAGAGUGCGGGAAGACUUUCAUCCGGAGACUACACCUUACAAGCCAUCAAAGAACCCAUACAGGAGAGAAACCAUAUAAAUGUUCGGAAUGUGGAAAGCGAUUCAGCCAGAGCUCGAGCCUUAAUGUACACCGAAGAAUCCACACGGGGGAGAAACCAUACACGUGCUCUGUGUGCGGGAAAAGCUGCAGCCAGAGGUCAAACCUUAACGUACACGAAAGAAUUCAUAAAGGGGUGGUUGCUGUCAAUUCUGCCGAUGCCUGUAAUGUGGAAAGAAUUUCAGUUACGGAACAGGCCUUCAAAGUAGAGGAUCCAUACAUCGGAUAUGGAAUCUAAAUGACUCGAGAGCUUAUCUGAGAGGAAAUACAGAGAAACCGUAUAAAUGCUCACAAUACGACAGAUUGUAUGUUGGCUCCCCAACAUUGCUAAUGAGAGGAUGACUAUGGUGAGCAAGCAUCUACAGGAGCCAACAUCUUCCAUGACGUCUUCUGGUUAAAGGCUCCUCUGGCCACCUGGGCAGAAUAAACUUUCCUAAUUCUUCCAAGUGACCACCUGAGUCCCCUCUACCACGGAGAAAGAUCCCGCUGGACAUCUGCAGUUGCAAAGAUGGUUCCUGUACUGUCCUGUGCCAUUUUAAUCUGAUAACUUCAUGAUGACAUUGUGACAUUUCUUUUCUGAGAAGGUAGAAGUUUCAGGCGAUGAGCUCCAGGCUCUUUAUUUUUGUAGGAAGGAGGUUAUGGAGAUUGAUUUUAUACGGUUUUAAUGUUUAUUAUUAUUAUUAUUUGGUUAUUAGUUUGAUUUUAUAUUUGAUGUAGCCUGUCCCAAGAUCCCUUAAAUUAGGAGUGGGAACCUCAGGCACAAGAGCUGAAAGCACUGUGUCUGACCUGUGGGAAACUCCCAUCAGCCCAUGCUCCUGUUUCACACUCUUCCUUGAGUGUUUUUGCCACACGUGGAUGUAUCCUUGAACUCUGAUAAUGCCACCUCUUGGCUUGGAUGAAAGGCAGAGCAGGGCUGUGCAGAAACUAGCCUACUGUACAAAAGGUAAAAAUGUUCAUUUCCUGAUCUUCCCACUUUCACCUCUGGCCACAUGGCCAGUGUGGCGCAGUGGUUAAGAGCAGUAGACUCGUAAUCUGGUGAACCAGGUUCGCUUCCCCGCUCCUCCACAUGCAGCUGCUGGGUGACAUUGGGCUAGUCACACUUCUCUGAAGUCUCUCAGCCCCACUCACCUCACAGAGUGUUUGUUGUGGGAGAGGAAGGGAAAGGAGAAUGUCAGCCGCUUUGAAACUCUUUAGGGUAGUGAUAAAGCGGGAUAUCAAAUCCAAACUCCUCCUCUUCUUCUUCCUCCAUCACUGGUCUCUCACCUCUGAAAGUUUGCCCAGAGGGAAAUGUGGCUCUUGGGCUAGAAAAAUGUCUCCCACCUCCGCCUUAAAUAAAUAACUGUAAAUAUUCACAUCUGGAAACAGUAAGUGCAGAUGUGCCACUCGGCAGAUACCGCUUGUUACUCAGAUGCAAGCAGGAUCCAUCCCACCUGAGCGGUUGACGAAAGAAGCCUUGCUAUUUUAGAGUAGCGCUGGCCUACGGUGGGUGAUUGGUUCAUAGAAUUGAAGAGUUGGAAGGGACCUAAAGCGUCAUCGAUGCAAUGGCCAUGUUAAGAAAUAGCUCAGUUUGAAGACUUUAGUUAUGGAGAAGGCUCAGAGGAGAGUUUUCUCUGGGGUAGCCCCUAAAGCAACCUUUCUCACCAGGUGGUGUUGGACUACAGGACCUGUUUUCAGGGAUAAAUAAAUAUUUUUUUAUUUAUACCCCGCCUUUCCCAGUUCAGAAAACCGGGCUCAGGGCAGCAAACAACAAAGUUAAAACACUUCAUUGAUGCAACAAAAAACAGCAUAAAAUACAGUAUAAAACGUGAAUAACAAUAAAUUCAGAAUUCAAAAAUCAAUUGGGGGGGGGAAUCCAUCCAAUAAACAUUAAAUGAUCACCAAGGCUAGCUGGCUAAAUUAGUCCUACUUGGGCCAGCGAGGAGACCAGGGGAGAAUUAGCUGUGGGAUCCCAGAGCGGGUAAUCUUCAUAAAAAGGGGAGGGGGAGGGAAGGAAGGGGAAUAAAAGAUCAGGCUAAGUUCAAAUUGAAAGCCAGACGGAAUAGGUCUGUCUUACAGGCCCUGCGGAAGGAAGUUAAAUCCUGGUCUCAUGGGACAGAGCAUUCCACCAGGUCGGAGCCAUCACUGAGAAGGCCCUGGCCCUGGUGGAGGAUAGUCUGACUUCCUUAGGGCCCGGGACCUCUAAACUAUGUUUAUUCAUGGACCUUAAGGUCCUCUGCGGGGCAUACCAGGAGAGGCAGUCCCAUAAAUAGUGGUAGUUGUAGUCCAACGUCUGGGGGACCCAAGUUUGCCCUAAAUUGUGGAAUUCCUUCUUCACGGUUGCGUCUGGAGAGUUAAAAGUACGUUUGCUGGGACCCUCUCCCUUUUCAGUUUUUUUUAAUCUAUGCAGCUCUGCUUCUGCUUAGAACUGCUCUAUUGCUUUCCUUUUUUUAUAAUUGUAUGAAAAGUUUCACUUGUUUUUUUUUAAUAUAAUUUUGUACGUUUAUAUUGUUGUAUCUUGCCCUAGGAACUUGUGGUGAAGGGUAGGGAAGCAGUCAAAUAAACAAAUUGAGC